AUUCAUCAAUAACGACAAUGUUUACAAGUGUAACGUAAGUCAACAGUAUAAAAGAGCAUCCUGCACGCAUUGAAGCCAUUCCUGGAGUCAUUUCGACAGCUUCAAAAGAACCCUCAAAAUGAAGCUUAAUCAAGCUGCCUGCUGUAUUCUGGUGUUGUGUAUUAUAACAAGCAAUGUCGACGCAAGACUUAGACUGAGUAACCUUUUCAGGCCGAGAAACUUGAUAGGAGCAGGUAUAGCAACAUAUGGGAUAUCUCGUUUGCUUGGAAACAGACAUGGUGGGUAUAAUUACGGAUACAACCAGCCGUAUAGCUACCCGUCUUUUGGAUAUCCACAGCCUUAUGGAUAUCCACAGCCUUAUGGAUAUCCACAGCCUUAUGGAUUUCCCCAGCAGUAUGGCGGUUACCAGGGUUCCUUCGGAUACGGCGGUACAGAUCUCCUAGGAUUAGCCGCCAUCGGGACUGGAGCCGCUAUUGCUCUUUCGUAAUGGAGAAGAUGUGACCAGUGAAUCGUAAUCCUUUAACAAACAUGACUUUAUAAUUUGUACACAUAAAGCCCUUAUGAUUUUCUACAAAUAAAGCUUUUACGUGAAAAAAAUAUUGUGUAUUUAAUUCAAUGUUUUAUAUCUAGACGUCGUAUAAAAUAGUUGUCGAGUUGAUUUUGAAAGAAAUAAAAGAUAUGUCUAGACUCAUG
Mizuhopecten yessoensis (Yesso scallop) is the source of this 693-nucleotide messenger RNA. Its product is annotated as sulfur globule protein CV1-like. Bases 119 to 487 code for a protein of 122 amino acids. The transcript has 3 exons. The record is from RefSeq and is a predicted model, not a curated record. Lineage: Eukaryota; Metazoa; Mollusca; Bivalvia; Pectinida; Pectinidae.